UGUCAAUGGCGGCUUUUGCAAAAUAAGGCCCAGGUGGAGUCUUGUGUUAAAUAAGACGACCGAUCCUUUCGUGCGUAGAAUUUGAUAACCAUAGCUGUCGUUGAUAUUUCAAGAAGAAAUACAAGAGAUGUCAAGAAACAAACAUGCUGAGGUGGCAUCCUUUAGAUCCAAACUUGGAGCGACCCUGCAAUAUCUGGUUGACAAAAAGGAUGAGAGCCCUUUGAGCGAAGGAGAAGGGUCAAGCAAUCAGCCUGAGGUUCUGGUCCGCCCAGCCUCUCCAGUUGGAUCCCCAAGGAAGCUUGGGGCUCGGGCACGGAAGAGAAAGAGGAAGGAUGAUGAAGACGGAGGGGAUGGGGAUCCAUCACAUCAGAGCUUCAUCAUGAAGCUGUUUGACCGGAGUGUGGACCUGGCCCAGUUUGAGGAGGCAACACCGCUGUAUCCUGUGUGUCGAGCCUGGAUGAAGAACCAGCCGAACAAUCGGAACCUAGGUCCUCGACCGCGGACACCCACCCCAGAACCAGAUGCAGACCAGCAGUCCCAGGACGAUGAUCCCGACAGAUUCCCGGACAUCUUCUUACUACCUGUUCCAGUUAAACAGGAAAUCACUGAUGAAUUUAAAGAUCCUAGAAUUCCCCUUCAACUGAUGGUGGAGGAAGCUCCACUGGACAUACACGCAGACCCUGACCAGGCUCCACCCCCUGAGCACUUGCUGCUGAAUCACAUGUCACGAUGGAAGGGCAUCAGGAUGAGGUGGAAGGAACAAGCAUUCAAGAAUGAAUUGCGCUUCAACGACAGUCUGACAAUUCUUAAGGAGAUGUUUGAAAGACAGUGCAAAGAAGGAUGAAAUCGAUAUAUGAAAUUGCGAUUAGUACAUUAAGUUUUCACAAUCUCAUUAGAAUCAGACCUCAGUUCUCGCUACCGCUAAACAAAGAUCUGAGGACAUCCCAUUACGGGUCACGUCAGAACGACCUUUCAUCCGACCAAUCAGAGCAUCGCUUACCAGAUUAUGA
Molecule: messenger RNA, 1010 nt
Organism: Haliotis rufescens (red abalone)
Lineage: Eukaryota; Metazoa; Mollusca; Gastropoda; Lepetellida; Haliotidae
Product: protein lin-37 homolog
Exons: 8
Coding region: 128-844 (238 amino acids)
Biological process (GO): negative regulation of transcription by RNA polymerase II
Cellular component (GO): transcription repressor complex; Myb complex
Source: RefSeq, a predicted model, not a curated record